This is a messenger RNA of Cladophialophora carrionii CBS 160.54, 534 nucleotides long. RefSeq lists its product as uncharacterized. The record is from RefSeq and is a predicted model, not a curated record. Gene Ontology annotation, cellular component: endoplasmic reticulum membrane. The transcript has a single exon. Gene Ontology annotation, biological process: vacuolar proton-transporting V-type ATPase complex assembly. The coding region runs from base 1 to 534 and encodes 177 amino acids. Lineage: Eukaryota; Fungi; Ascomycota; Eurotiomycetes; Chaetothyriales; Herpotrichiellaceae.
AUGGCUUCAUUCCUCGAGGAGCUUUGGAAUUCCAUUUUUACGCCGGGCCCGACGCCGACACUAUUGGUCGCUACGAACGCCGCGUUCGCUGCAUUGCAGCUCCUCCUCCUAGUCCUCCUCAUCGCAACUUACUCGUUGCAUUUCCUGGUGCUAUCGAUUCUGUGCGGUGGGCUUUGGUAUUCUAUCAAUUGGUUUGCUACCGAGAUUGCGAGGGAACAACAAGCGCAAAAGGCCAAGGAGAAGAAAGAGAAGAGCCCCGAGCCAGACAAUGCUAGUGACACCGAGACCGAGGCUCCUCCACCCGACGCGCCGGCGAAGCGGGUGCCGUCAACGGCGACAACAACAUCAGCUGCUUCAAGUCAGAGUCAGAAACAUGAGCAGCCAAAGGACAGCUCGGCGUCCCUCCUAGAACCAAAGAUGGCGGAGAGUACCGAGGCGCUCAGACGCCGGCGCAGCUUGGGCGAGAGCUCCGGCUACGUGAGUACCGACAGUGAGUGGGAGAAGGUGUCCGAAGGGGAAGAAAAGGGCAAGUAA